AUGCAGGGACCGAGACCAGUGGUUCUGAGUGGCCCAUCGGGUGCAGGGAAGAGCACUUUGUUAAAGAAAUUGCUUAAAGAUUACGAGAACAUCUUCGGCUUCAGCGUCUCCCAUACCACAAGGCAGCCAAGACCCGGAGAAGUAAAUGGCAAAGAUUACCACUUUGUGACCAGAGAGGAAAUGCAGAAAGAAAUUGAUGCUGGUGAAUUCAUCGAGCACGCAGAGUUCUCUGGAAAUAUGUACGGGACGAGUAAAGGUGCAGUGCAGGCUGUUCAGGCCCAGAACCAGAUCUGCGUCCUCGACAUCGACAUCCAGGGCGUGAAGAACAUCAAGAGGACAGACCUGAACCCCAUCUACAUCUCCGUGCAGCCUCCGUCCAUAGACAUCUUGGAAAAAAGACUACGUGACCGAAAGACUGAGACAGAAGAAAGUUUACUGAAGCGUUUGACUGCAGCCCGCGUCGAUUUGGAACUUAGUAAAGAGCCUGGCCUGUUUGACUUGGUCAUUAUUAAUGAUGAUUUAGAAAAAGCCUAUUCCGAAUUGAAGGAGAUGCUCCUGGAGGAAAUCAAGAAGACCCAAGAAUCCAGGAAUUCCUGAGCUGAGCCUGCUUGGACGUUUCAACUUUGCACAUCAUUCCUGAAGCGCGUCACACCAUUUUAUUCUGAGAGACAUUCCCUUUAGGCUGAUCCUCCUCCCAAGUUACUCUAGGAUGUUUCUAUUAAAAGGAAAGAAA
Messenger RNA from Fulmarus glacialis (Northern fulmar), 733 nucleotides. RefSeq names its product guanylate kinase 1 (gene GUK1). The transcript is spliced from 7 exons. Bases 1 to 597 code for a protein of 198 amino acids. Gene Ontology annotation, cellular component: cytosol. Gene Ontology annotation, biological process: purine nucleotide metabolic process. Gene Ontology annotation, molecular function: GMP kinase activity. The record is from RefSeq and is a predicted model, not a curated record. NCBI's taxonomy places the organism in Eukaryota, Metazoa, Chordata, Aves, Procellariiformes, Procellariidae.